AUGGCGCCGCACGCCACCGUCCAGACCGAGCCCAUGCCGCGCCCCUGCGCGCGGCCGGCGGUCCCUCUGGUCGCCUUCCUCCUCCUGCUCGCCUCCUCCUACCUCGCCCUCACGCGCCUCCCCGCCGCGGCCCCGCUCGCCGCCCUGAUCGCCCCAUCCGCGGGCCGUGGCUCCGCUGUCGAUAGCUGCGCGGGGUUCUACCGCGGCGCGGGGCGGCGCGCGGUAACGGCGUCGGUGGAGGAGUUCGGGGCCGUCGGCGACGGGGCCACGACCAACACGGCGGCGUUCCGGCGCGCGGUGGCGGCGCUGGAUGAGAGGGCCGGAGGCGGCGGCGCCAGGCUGGAGGUGCCGCCGGGGAGGUGGCUCACGGGGAGCUUCAACCUCACCAGCCGCUUCACGCUCUUCCUGCACCACGGCGCGAUCAUCCUCGGCUCCCAGGAUCCAGAAGAUUGGCCUCUCAUAGCGCCAUUGCCGUCUUAUGGGCGUGGGAGGGAAAGGCUAGGUCCGCGCCACAUUAGCCUCAUCCACGGACAAGACCUAGACGAUGUUGUCAUUACUGGUAGCAAUGGGACUAUAGAUGGCCAAGGUAGGAUGUGGUGGGAGCUAUGGUGGAACAAAACUCUGAACCACACAAGAGGUCAUCUUAUCGAGUUAGUGAAUUCGACAAACAUCAUGAUCUCCAAUGUCACCUUUCGCAACUCCCCAUUUUGGACAGUGCAUCCGGUCUACUGCAGAAACGUUGUGAUAAAGGAUUUGACUAUACUAGCUCCUCUGAAUGCUCCGAACACUGAUGGCAUUGAUCCAGACUCAAGUUCAGAAGUUUGUGUGGAGGACUGCUAUAUUGAAAGUGGAGAUGACCUGGUUGCCGUCAAGAGUGGCUGGGAUCAGUAUGGAAUAUCUGUAGGCAAACCCAGCUCAAACAUUAUCAUCCAACGGGUUUCAGGCACAACGCCUACAUGCUCGGGUGUAGGUUUUGGAAGCGAGAUGUCCGGUGGGAUAUCGAAUGUUCUCGUCCGUGAUCUCCACAUAUGGAAUUCCGCAUCUGCGGUGAGGUUCAAGACCGACGUGGGGCGUGGUGGUUACAUAACCAACAUCACCAUCGCAAACGUGACAAUGGAGAAAGUCAAGGUACCGAUAAGGUUCAGCCGGGGUUCGAAUGACCACUCGGAUGACAGGUAUGACCGAUCAGCGCUACCGACUAUCAGUGAUAUCCAUAUUGUAGACAUUGUUGGAGUGGAUGUGCAGCGCGCGCCGAUGCUGGAAGCGGUGCAUGGUGCGGUUUAUGAUGGGAUCUGCUUCAGAAACGUUAGCCUAAGAGCGAUAAAGCAUCAGGUUGUAUGGCACUGCGAGUCUGUGUAUGGAGAGGCACAUGAAGUUUUCCCUGCGCCUUGUGAAGAGUUGAGGAACAAUGGAUCUUCUUCAUCUUGGUGUGGGCUUCGUUGAGAAACUGUAGAGAACUUGGAACUUUUUCGUGUGUGAGAUUGGCUGACUAUAUUGUCUUAAGGAUAGGGAUAGAAGUUACAAUCAGAUUCAACACCCAGACUUGUAUUUUUGUUUGUAAAAGGUAUAGCGGCUACAGAAGUCAUUUUUGUGAGUAUCUCCACUGUAAAUUGGCACAGAUAAUUCAGUGAUCAAAUAUACAAGGCAAUCAAUUUUUACUCUCA
Molecule: messenger RNA, 1664 nt
Organism: Lolium rigidum
Lineage: Eukaryota; Viridiplantae; Streptophyta; Magnoliopsida; Poales; Poaceae
Product: probable polygalacturonase
Exons: 5
Coding region: 1-1443 (480 amino acids)
Biological process (GO): carbohydrate metabolic process
Molecular function (GO): polygalacturonase activity
Source: RefSeq, a predicted model, not a curated record